Molecule: messenger RNA, 1152 nt
Organism: Gamsiella multidivaricata
Lineage: Eukaryota; Fungi; Mortierellomycota; Mortierellomycetes; Mortierellales; Mortierellaceae
Product: ClpP/crotonase-like domain-containing protein
Exons: 2
Coding region: 1-1152 (383 amino acids)
Biological process (GO): fatty acid beta-oxidation
Cellular component (GO): cytosol
Molecular function (GO): enoyl-CoA hydratase activity
Source: RefSeq, a predicted model, not a curated record
AUGCUUCCUUUCUCCCUGUCGCAUCACAUCCUUCGCCGUACACCUUCCCUCCCCACCACUACCAUCACCCGCAUACCCCGUCAGCAGCUUCACCAACGCAGAUCCUAUGCCUGCCAAAUCCACCACCCCACAAAAUUGGGUGCUCUCCGCUCAAAACUCCGUGCCUUUGGAGGGGGUCACAUCGAAUUCGACUUGAAUCAUUCCCCUGGACUCGCCCUGUUGACAUUGUCGAAUCCCGCCAAACAUAAUGCGCUCACCGGGAAGAUGAUGGCCGAACUUGCAGACUGCGUUGACUUCUUGGAGCAGGCUACGACUGACUCUUCGGCUUCGGGUGCAACGGUGUCGGCCAUGGCGAAUACAGGAAAGGAUGAGCAGGGAGGUCAGGCACCGCAGCUGCACCCGGGCUCGGGAUUGGUGCUCAAGAGUGCAGGCCAGGCAAUUGAGAGACUUGAGAAGGCCCACGUCCAGAUUCUACAGGGGCUGGUCGGCGUCAUUAUCACAGGUGCACAGCACAAGUCCUAUUGCGCCGGACUUGAUCUCUCGGCUGCAAAAACGACCCUACUAACCCCUGAGGCUGGGUCUGAGAUGUCCGCCCUAAUGGUCUCAACCCUGACCCGAUUCCUUCGCCUCCCACUCAUUACCAUCGCCGCGAUCGAGAAAGCCGCCGUUGGCGGCGGCGCCGAGAUGACCACCUUUUGCGACCACCGUUGCAUCGCCGAAAAGGCUCGCGUCCAGUUUGUCCAGACCCAGAUGGGUGUCGUCACUGGCUGGGGUGGCGCCAGUCGUUUGCUCAACCUCGUCCCCCGAAGCAGGGCAUUGCGACUUUUAGCGUCCGCAGAGCCGAUUAUGGGAGGUGAGGAGGCUGUGAGGGAGGGGUUUGCACAGCUAAUUGCUCCAUCGGGAAAGGCUGUCGAGAGUGCGACCGAAUAUAUGCAGCAGUAUGUGUGGGAGCGUCGCCCGGUUGAUGGACAGGAGGAGGGCGCGAGGAGGUGCGUAGAGGCUGCAAGGGCAUUUAAGAGGAUUGUGAGCUUUGGGGUCGAUGAUGAGAAUGUGGAGAGAGUUACGGAGUUAGAGAAGGAUUUGUUUAAGCGGUUGUGGGGUGGGAAGGAUAACCUAGCAAGAGUUGAGGCGGCUUCUUCAAAGAAGAAAUAG